CCCCCCAACACAUCCAUUACAGAAGAAAGAGCCCCUUUGUGCCGGCAAGCGCGAUGAGGCACUUGGAUGGGUCGGUGUUCUCCGUCACCGUGGCCGGCAAGCGCAAGCGUUCGCCGGAGUACCCCUGCGUGUCGCGCUUCCGGCAGCGGCGACUCCUCUCCUUCCUCCGGCGCCAGAAGCUGUUCGACACCUACGACGCGCUUACCGGCGAGUCGGGUGCGCGCAUCGACCUGUACCAUCUGGCCGACCUCGUCAAGGCGGGCCGGUGGGACGAGGCCAUCGAGCAUCUCUCCCGCUUCCUGCCGCCCGACCCUGCUCUGGGCGUCCACGGCCGUGUCCUCCUCCACUUCCUCCGCGUGCACAAGGCCCUCCACGACAUCGUCUCCGGGGCGCCCGAGAGCCGUGCCGUCUCUGCAGCUCUCAGGAUGUGCUUCACCAAGAAUUUUGCCAUCACCAAGCUCCGCGCCAUCCUCUGGUCCCUCCUCUCCUCCAGCGGAUUCAGGGACUCCCUGGACUUUGGGCGCGUGAGAGACAAGGCUGCGUCCACUGUCGUUUACUUGGCUUAUCAAACUCCAGAGUUGAGAGAACAUGUGAAAGAGGCGCGUGGCCCAGCGGAACCUCACAAUGUACUCCCCAUCGGCUUUGGUUUCCGUCCAAGGCGCCAUGUGAAGCGCAUCCCGGGCUCUGUUCUUGUCAGGCACUAUCUUCGUAAGAGGAGGAUGCUUCCUUCUUCGAUAUCAAGUCACCGUGAAGGGUUAAGUUCUGAAUCGUUAAUUAAGGCAAAAGAAUGGAUGGUGGAUCUUGUUGAUACAAGUUUGGAAGCUGGUAAGCGGGAUCAAGGGUAUCCACUUCAAUAUGUUUGUACUCCAAUGGUACAAAAAGGUGCUCCUGUUGAUCCAGUCUCGCGGAAUAAUCUUGGUACAUUCAGAAGUCCAGCUAGAAAUCCUGGCAUGUCAUCAGACACCGACUUUGACAUGUUAGUUCUCAAGACAAAGGAAUGGGUGGUUUAUCUUCUAGAUCUACGGCUGGAAGCUUGGCCGGACCUUAGUCAAGGGUAUGAGCCAUUUCGACGUGUCAACAAGGAUGGUAUUCCAGUUGCCCGAGUUUCGCAGACUAUCCCUUAUACGUUGAUGGGGCCUGUUACAAUUUCAUCAGUAACAAAUGCAGAAGUUCCAUCCUUCUUCCAGGUUCUCCAUCCUUUGAAAGGUCCUGCUAGAAACUAUGGGAUCUCACCAGUGACAAAUGCAGGUGGUCUACCUUCACAGGCCAUAUCUGCUAUCUUGGCACCUCCUUAUGAUCAGUUCUUGAUUUCAAUAGAGAAAGAUGCAGGUGCUCUGUCCUCAAAGGCCAUGUCUGCUAGCUUGGCAUCUCCUUCUAAAUACAUCAAGGCAAAUGCAGAUGCUCUACCCUCAGAGACUAUGUCUGCUAUCUGGGCAUCUCCUUACGAAAACUCUCUGGUCUCAACAGUGACAAAUGCAGGUACACAGAAGCAUUUGAGUCAAGAACAUUGCUAUACUGCGAAUGCUUGCCAGGAUUUGAACUGACAACUGUUGGGCAAGCCUUUAAUCUGAAAAGGCAACGGACAACUCCGGUGCAGGCUUUGCUGAUUGAAGGUGAAGCUUAAGGUCACCUCACACCAUGUUCUUGAGUGGUGGGAUCGACUUUACUCAUGGGGCUUCUAUCUUUGUGAAAAGACGCCCCAAUACUGUUAGUGGGCUUGUUGUGCUGCUGCCCCCAGCGUGAACUUUGUUGUUUUUAUUUUUUGUGAACCUAUGUUGUGCGUUCGGAUCGUACUUUGAACUAUGUAUUAUCGCUACUUGAGCCAAGUUAUGUCAUUUUCUUAUUGUGAAA
Aegilops tauschii subsp. strangulata is the source of this 1851-nucleotide messenger RNA. RefSeq lists its product as uncharacterized. NCBI's taxonomy places the organism in Eukaryota, Viridiplantae, Streptophyta, Magnoliopsida, Poales, Poaceae. The record is from RefSeq and is a predicted model, not a curated record.